Messenger RNA from Didymodactylos carnosus, 228 nucleotides. NCBI's taxonomy places the organism in Eukaryota, Metazoa, Rotifera, Eurotatoria, Philodinida, Philodinidae. The record is from the annotation of a GenBank genome assembly.
AUGCUCAUAAUGACGGAUCAAUUAGGUCGUUUAUUAGCUCAACAUGUUGUUGCAAUGCGUCCAAAAACUCUCGGUUUAACCGAAAAAAAGGUAUCGAAUGAUGAAGAUCGUUUAUUGUAUCAAAAACUCAUGGGUACGGAUAAAACUGUUUCAACAUUUAUGAGUGAAAAUCAACUUGUUAUUAAUGAUUUUGUUCGUUUUGAAUGUGGAGAAGAACGACAACAAUAA